AUGAACCUUGGACGCCGGCGAUACAGGGUGUUAACACGAACACUGUAUACAAUUGUUCACUUUUCUCCCGUUCAAGCUGUCAGGAUGAGCCUUCUGUUUGCUACUGAAGAUUUUUCCACUUUUGGGCAGAUUUUGCUACUUUGCUUGCUGAUUUGUGUGUUUCUCUCUGGAAAAGCCAUUUGGGAACAUUCUUUUUCAAAGCUUCCUCCCGGGCCCUGGGGUCUGCCUUUGAUAGGUAAGAACUGAGAUUUCUUCCUUAAAUCGUCAAAUUCCUGGCUUUAUGCUUUAGAGAAUCAUCAAUAAUAACCAAAUCGACAAAAGGACUAUUCACAAGUUUUAAAGUCACUACUAGCGCUCCUUUCAAAAGUUUAAAUUCCGUAACAUGAAAACUAGAGGCCGAAUAUAGUUAACUUAACGACAUCGGCACAAAGACACUGAAAGCAAUUCCCGAGAAACAACUGAGAAAUUAACGUUUUGAUUUUCAUGUACUUGUAAGCUGUUAAAAAAAUGUCACGUCUGUAGUUUAUCUAAAAUACCAAGUUUGCAGUCAGAUUUGUUUCUGAGCAGGUUCUCCAUAAACUCUGUGGUUUUGUUAAGCUCACACCAACUUCCCGCUCUCUGAACAAACCUUCCAAAUUAAAUUUAUUCCUGAGUUCGAUAAAAUUGUAAAACAUGAAAACUCUAACAUUGUUCUGAAGAAAAAAUUGUCGGCAAGAAAGGGUCUUUGUUCUCAACUGAUAAAACUGCAUAAUGAAUGUAUAAUUAGAAGGCCAGUCCAUUGCAUGACACGAGCGUACAAGUAAGGUGAAUAUUGCGUGCUCUCAGCGAAGUACAAUAGUGACGAGGCAUCCUUUAUUUUCAGUGACAGUUUUUUUAUUUUCAACAGCGAGGAUUGACCAAAUAUGCCUGACGUAUGAUUUUUAUUUUGAAGAGAUGGCACAAUAUGCGAUCAUCCCAUUAUUACUUAGCAGGUUGUUCUCUGAGAACUGGUUCGUAUAUUAUUUUAGAAGAAGAAAUGAGCGAUAUAUCCAUUUUACAAAGAAGACCCAUUGACAAAAAGUAAGAGUAAAAAAAUCCGUGAAUUCUUUGUAAAGGUACUGAGAAUGAAAUUAAGACCAACAGAACUUUCCGCUUUGCUUGUGUGCAACACUGAAAUGCUUUGAGCUUAAACAACUCUCAACUUCUAGUGGAAAAAGUGGGUGUAAAAUAAAUGAGCAGUAAUCUUCCUUAAAAUAUCCACCCGCGCCCACUCGAAUAGUUUCAAUCCGCAUAGCAAGUCUCAUGAGUGAUUUCCCUUACGCAUUUUCUCUAGUUCAACAUCAACAUAAUAAACACGCUAGAACUAUAAGAUGAUCGUCCGAUCGAGAAGCAAGUAAUCAUUUUAACUAAAGACGUAUACGUGGAAAUAGCCAGCCAGGCAAGGGGAAGGGCCAGUUAAAGAGACAUUCAAAUCUUUUACUCAUAACAGCUUUACAAACUGAAAGUACCGCUGAAGUUUUAUUUGGAUAGUCAUACUUUAAGAUCCGUUCACAGGUUUGAAAGUUACAUCUACCUAAUAAGGUUCCGUUGGGGAGCAAAAAGAUUAAGGGUACGAAGGGAAUCCAAGUUAGGUAGAAGCAGCUGGUCUGGACGCCACAUUCACAAAGCUAGCAAAUUUGCAAACAAAAGCUAAAAAAAAAAUAAGAAAAUUGACUUGAGCCCCUUGAGACAGAUGUUUUUUACUUAGAAACAAGACGAGCUAGUUAAACUUUGUAAAUAUAGGAGAUUAAACUCGUUAACACAAGAGUGCUUCCGCAUGAACAAAUUUAUUUAAAAACACAGGAGUCUGCAAGAGCCAAGAAAGGAUUUUCAUAACUGAUAACUAUUUUAACGCUCCAGCGGAAAAAUGAUCGUAACAAAAAACAACAUUAGGGCACCAUGCUGCUGUUUUUUUCUCUUAUUUAGUCUACUCCCGUUGAUGUAUUCGUCUAAGAAAAAAAGGUUCUUUUUUCUUUUGUGAAAAACGCUUCCAUGAGAUCCCUCGCUGAGUAGUAUAUUAAUCCAUUUGCUACAGUUUUUAAAGCCUGGGAUCUCGGAGUCUCAAUAGGCACACUCAUGCGGGGCGCACGCCCGUGCUGCGUAAAAAAAUUACUUAUUUGUCUUGUAGACUCAGUUGUCGGCUGUCCUUUCGAAAAACUUAUUUCCGUCAUCUUCGCCUCAUAUAGUCACUGAAAAUUAAAGAAAUGAUCCUAAGUUGUUGCAGCCAUUUAUAAUAAAUACACCUUUGAGUUUGUCCAUUUCCCGUGACAUUGCUCUUUAUAUUAAAAGCGUCACUUCUCACCGUAAUUGUCACCCACUUUUACUGAACAGCUCUUUACGAAUUUAUUACUGAGAGCCUUCUCGUUGUUCUCCUAAACAUCAUAGAUGCAGUUUAAGGGUCACGAAAAUGUGAGAUAUUCUCAUACCUUCCGUCACUAUGUUCGUCAUGUUCCAAGCCAAAUAUUUUUUAGGGGUCCUCUGUAACGAACAAAAUCGUGAAAUGCGACUCAAAUUCCGUGCUUCACACGACGACAAUGAAUGGAACAGUCAUCUAGAAAGUUUAUUAAUAAGCCCUUCACGAAUUAUAGAAAUUCCUACGUAAGAUUUACUUUUUCGAACAGUUAUUGCACCUGUGUUUUGUUCCAUGAUUUCUUAACACGGGAAAAGAACGCACACGACGCACCGGUCCAGCUGAGUCUGUUUAAAAUAUGAGGAAAUCUUACCAGAGAUUUAACCGCUGGGGUUGAAAAAGAUUUAUUUGAGUCUAUGCAUCGCCAUUUCAGCGGAUUUCUGAAGGAACUGAGAGGCUACGGAAUGCCGCCCACUAAGACCUGCGUAGUUUGCAAGACGGUUCAGGAGACUUGACCUUCAAUUUUCCUUAAGAACUCUAAUUGUGGCGAACACUAUAGAGAUUUGAAAAGCCAAUAAAAAAGGAAGCUUAAAAGAAAUAAAGGAUAGUGGGCACUUUAUUGACAUUAAAAUUAAAUUAGACGCAAUACUAACUUAGCGUAGCGCUUUUAAAUGGUGCUUUAGAAAGUCUCUCUAAUAAAGCACUAUUUGCUGACUACUACGAAGUAAUCCAAAGAAAUCAACAGACUGUGAAGAAUGACCGAUUUUAAAACGUUUGUUGUUCAUCGGAUUUCGUUUUGCAAACUAACACAAGUUUCUCCAAUAACGUUGCAUCGUGUGUGACAGCUUUUGCGACAUCAUCGAACUUACCAACCGCAAAGAUUAGUAAACAUGACGGUGCAAACCUCAGCUGAACAAAAUGUGGGAAACCGAGCAAUUAAGUGGCUACCACACAUCUGCAGUAAUUAGUUCAAUCCUGAGUUACAAAAUUUUGUAAGCCCUGCUGGUUGACCUUAAACAAGAGAAGCUGAUAUCAAUGGUCUAUUAUCUUUACGUUUAUUGCAUAUUAUCAAACAUACCCACAACAAAAGAACAAUUGUCAAUGUACAGUGGCAACCUUAUUUAUAUUGCACGCAUCGCUUAAGCCGUUACUAAUUUCAGAGACGUCAAGGGCAUAUCGUGCCAGUUUCCUUAAGUUCAGGGAGAUUACGAAGCGACAUCGACCAAAACCGCUUCCUAUAUGAAACUAGAAAAAAAAUCGUGCAUUCUAGUAUCAAUAGGCUCCAGACAAUGGGUUUCCUGAAUUUUUGUGUAGGCUAUAUUGUCACCACAGAUUGGCGUUCCUGAAAAAGAGGUGUUCUUUUUAAGCCUUUUGAACGAAACUCACGGGUUGCUUACGGCGCCUUUUUUCAAGGGCGUUCCUUUUCAUACUCUCUUAUCGUAUAGCAUGAACGAUAUCGAUACUGAAAAUUGUUGUUUGCAUUACGGCUUUGCUGUUAAAGAAUAUGAUUGACCACGAUUUGGCCCCUUUCAUAAGCAGUUCCUUUAUGAAUACAACGCGUGACUUUUGCCUUAGCAAAGAAAACAACAUCUACUCAAGUCGGCCCCGAAGUACCGGUUUGAAAAAGAAAAAAAUUAAAGGAAAAGCAAAUAUUAUGCAAUCAAUAAAAAAGUGAUUUGCUUUGGCUUAGCCCCUUUCCUAAGAUUUCUUAACAGCUUCAACGCGUGACUUUUGCCAAAGGAAAGAAAACAACGUCUAUUUAUAUCCACCCCGGAGGGCCUUUUUUUAAAAAUGAAAAAAAGGGUAGAGGUAAUGUUAUGUAAUCAGCCGAAACACAAAAAGGAAGGUUAAACAGCUCUGAGAUAGGCAAAAUAGCACAUACAGACGUCGCACAAUAAGCGAUUCCUUGACUAACGCUGGGAUAUAUCAUUCUGUGUUCAUUCCUGGGACAGGUUCUCUUUUGACAUGAUGUUAAAAUUUCAAGAUAUUCGCAAUAGCGUCACAAUGUCGUCUCUUUCCUUUUCUCAAUUUUGUAUUUCUACUACUUCCUGUUUUUCUCUAGCUCCACACUCCGAUGAGACAUUCUCAACACCGCUUACCGGUUAAACUAAUUGUGUCCUACAACUAGCCAGCAAGCUAGUUUUUCACGCUCUUUUGUUGAUUCAGAUAAAAAACGCUUUCCCAACAGUUUCACACAACAACGACACGUUUGUCAUAAAUAUCAUGAGAUCCCUCCAGGCUAUAUUCAACAAUUUCACAGUUGUAAUAAGUCAGCUUUCGACAUUUUCGGUAUUUCAAUUAAUACACUCUUAUUAUUAUUCUUAGGGUCAUGUUUCCGCUUAGGAAAGAACCCACAUCUUGACUUCACAAAAAUGGCCCAGAAAUAUGGCGAUGUAUUCAGUCUAAUGCUUGGAAAUCGUUUGGUGGUAGUGCUGAACGGAUUCAACGCCAUCGAAGAAGCCUUGAUCAAGCAGUCGACUGCCUUUGCCGGACGGCCACAAUUGCACACCUUCAAGCUGGCCAAUCGAACAGAUAGCAGCAUCACGUUCACGGAUUACUCACCUCGUUGGCGUCUUUCUCGAAAGAUCGGUGUUAGUGCGAUCCAGAACUUCGUAAAGGACAAAGAUACCCUGGGACAGAAACUGCUUCAGGAAUCUCAACGCCUGGUUCACUGUCUCAAGCAGCAGAAAGGAAAACCCGUAGAUGUUCACCUACCUCUGCAGUGCGCUACCUCCAACAUAAUAACCGAUGCACUGUUCGGAGUCAGCUGGUCAUACAGCAACAAAGCUGUCCAUAACAUGCUUCAACUGGCCGAUAACUUCCGAGUUGCUAUAACAGGUUGCAGUCAUGUUGAUUUCCUACCAUUGCUAAAACAUUUGCCUAGUAAAGCGCUUUCAGAUCUUACCGCUGCAGUCAAAUCUGUGUUGGAUGUCAUUUCCCAGUUGUAUGCCAAAAAUACAGAGACUUAUGUUGGGGGACAGGUUCGUAACAUCGCAGACAGUAUUAUCAACGUCGUCGAAAAGGAAACUGAAAAAGAAAGAGAAAAUCGUCCACAAGGAGAGGACACGUUAAGUAUGGCUCCUCUGCUUAGUGACGAACAGAUUAUCCGUGUGUUGGGAGAUUUAUUUGGUGCUGGGUUUGACACUUCGGCCAUUACUCUUCGCUGGAGUUUGGCAUACCUCACUAAAUAUCCCGAGAUCCAGACCCAGAUACAGGAAGAAUUAGACCUCGUGAUCGGCCGAGAACGCCUGCCCACUCUCCAAGACAUGCCAUCACUUCCCUUCUUUCAAGCAGCAGUCUACGAACUGUUUAGAGUGACUUCUGUCGCUCCUCUUUCCGUUCUACGCUCCACGACCGUUGAAGCAAACAUCCGGGAUUUCACCAUCCCUAAAGAUACGGUCGUCAUGGUCAAUCUGUGGUCAGUGCAUCGCGAUCCAGAAAUCUGGAAAGAUCCAGAUGUCUUCGAUCCUAGACGUUUCCUGGAUGGAGCAGGACAAGUGAUCGAUCCCAAGUUCUUCCGAGGAUUUAUGCCGUUCUCCUGCGGUCGUCGCAAAUGUCCUGGUGAUGUUCUGGCCACCAAACAAGUUUCUGUCUUGCUUGCCGCAUUGCUUCACAGCUUCCGCUUCACUCAGGAUGGUUUGCCAGCCGACUAUAAGGGCAUUAAUCUUCAGGGUGAAUUUGGUCUUACCUUGGUGCCACAGAAGUUUUACGUGAAAAUAGAAGAACGAAAUUGAAAAGAACUCUGGCAAACAAACACUUAUUAGAAACUUAUCGUUGGUUAUUUGAGUGUUGAAUUAGCUUGAUGUGCUGCUUUUUU
Porites evermanni is the source of this 6185-nucleotide messenger RNA. The record is from the annotation of a GenBank genome assembly. NCBI's taxonomy places the organism in Eukaryota, Metazoa, Cnidaria, Anthozoa, Scleractinia, Poritidae.